AUUACAUUUCCAAAAGUUGACCGGACUUGGCGUAUACUGACCGCCAAUUGAAUCUGUCCAAAAGGACUUCUGUCGAAAUCAUCGUUGAUUUGUUCCGAGUAGCAUAAAGGUAGGGCAUCUCAAUUACCUGCCUGCAUCGAAAAUCUUCUAUCUUCUCGUCUGUCGUCCCUCCUUCAUACGCCAUGGCAACUCCACUUGCUCCGACGGUCCAUAUCGAUAUCUGGGCCAUCUUAUCCGAAUCCAAACGGAUAAUCAACUCCCACUCCCGCCACUUCCUAGCUCUCUCCGUCCUCUUCCUUCUCCCUUUCUCCUUCUCCCUCUUCACCCUCCCUUUUAUCAAUCAACUCUUCUCCCAAUCCUCUACUCCCACCAUCGAAACCCACCUUGGCUCGCUUAGCAAUCCUUUCCAACAACAACAGCCCCCAAUCUUCCCCAUUAAAUACCUUAUCUUCUCUCUCCUUAAUACCCUUUUCAACUCCGUCUUCUCUCUCUUGGCCACGGGUUCUAUUACUUACAGCGUUUUCCACGGCUUUUAUGGCCGACCCGUCAAGCUUAUAUCCGCUAUCAAGUCAGCUUUCACUUCCUUCUUCCGCCUUUUCUCAACUCUCCUUGUAACCGAGCUUAUCAUUUCUGGGGUCCUUUUUGUUCUGGCUUUGAUCCUUUUUUCAUUAGUCAGCAUAACCCAAAUCUUAGGCUUCCAAAUUGAAUUCUCUUCACCUUAUUUCAUUUCCCUUUGUAUGGUUUUCGUGAUUAUUUUCAUGUUUAUUGUGUUCUAUUUACAAGUGAAUUGGGUAUUUGCUUAUGUUAUUGUCGUGGUUGAAUCAAGCUGGGGAUAUGAACCAUUAAAACGAAGUCAAAAUUUAGUUAAGGGACUGAAAAAGGUUGCUUUUUCGAUCCUUCUGCUUUUCGGGUUACUGAGUGGGAUUCUUACCUGGGCCUCAACUUUAAGAUGGCUUCAUUCAGCUGCUGAUAAAUGGAAAACUUGGCCAUUUGUUAUAGAUAUUGUGGCCUCUUCCUCUAUCUUAAUGUUUCUUAUGCUUUAUAAUUUGGCUGCAAGUACAGUUUUUUAUAUUUAUUCCGAGGCUAUACAUGGAGAACUUGCUGGGGAGAUUGCUGAGGAAUUUGCAAGAGAGUAUGUAAGUUUGCCUUUUGAUGAUGGGAAAGUUCCUCAUGUUGUUUCUAUUGUUUACGCUUGAUGGAAAUAGGAAUUUUGAGUUUUGUUUAAGCUCUGUUUUUUGUUGUUUCGUUUAGUGUUUUUCUAGUUUUACUUGUAUUUGUGAAAAGAAAGAUGUGUGAACAAUGUAAAGAUAUGCUUCAGAUUUGUAAGCAUCAAUAAAUAUUAAACGUGUUUGAGUUUGUUGAU
Messenger RNA from Durio zibethinus, 1363 nucleotides. RefSeq lists its product as uncharacterized. NCBI's taxonomy places the organism in Eukaryota, Viridiplantae, Streptophyta, Magnoliopsida, Malvales, Malvaceae. The record is from RefSeq and is a predicted model, not a curated record.